AUGGCAAUCGGGGACGGAUACAGCCCUGUGAUCAGCAGGCAAGUCCACAGCAAUGAGAGUACCGUCCAUGAUUUGACAGUCCACCGUGCCACUCCUGAGGACAUACUGCGUCGCCAUGAAAUACACAAAUCAAAAAACAAAGCACUGGCACAUCUGGAACUGCAAGAGAAAGCACUGAAAAGAAAAUGGAAGAAGCAAAAACAACUGGCUGCUGAUUCCUUGGAGAAAAGGAAAUUGACUCUGAUGCGUGAGAUUCUGUCUGAUCAAUACCAUUUGCAAGAUGUAUUGGAACGAUCUGAUCAGGUUAUGGCUGUGGCAAAAGACUUGUUUCGGAAUGCUCCUCGCACACGAACAGGUAGACCGUCUCGUUUAUAUGCUCUUAAUGAAGUGGAAGAGGAAGCAUUAUCAAUCUAUCAAUCAGAAGAUGGAUACCAUGACUCGCUGAAUUUCAAAUCCAACAUCGGUUCUGACAGGCUACUUCGGUUAUUGAGAGAAGAAAAUUCCUUGGUGAAUUCUCAGUUGUGGGCUGAAAAGGAUAUGAGAAAAACUACCUUAUCACAGGAAUCAAAUGUGCCUUUGACUCCAACAACUGUUUCUCCAUCAUUGGAUCAGUCAGCCCUCAAUGCUACCGGUGUAGUCAAGAGAAUCCAUUCCAGACUUCAGAAUGAAGACGACGAAGAGACUGUAGACGCCACUUACACUGUGAGACAAGUGCUGAACCUGAACUCAAGGAAACAAAAGCAAAUUGCAGCAAAAAUGAAAAGAAAACAAACUGGACAGAACUCUGCAAGACAGAGGAGAGAUGUUUCUCCAGCUAAUUCAAUCCCCAUUGACCUUCGGAGGGACAACAAAUCCAGCCUAGAUGUUCUCAACCGCAUGAUACAUGAAGUGGAGCAUGAAUUGGAGGAAUAUGAGCGAUGUACAGGUCGUGAGGUUCAAAAAACUGAGAGAAGUGAAGGCCUCACUGGGUUUACCUUGUCACUGGUGAACGCUCUCUGUCGUUUGAUGCGCUACCUCAAAGAGAGUGAAAUGCAGCUACGUGAGAAAGAGAUGAUGAGACAGCAGCAUGAGGAGAUGUUGAAUGAACACAGAGAACUGAUUGAUGCUCUGACUGCAGAAAUACUUCUAGUGAGGGAAGAAAACACUACUAUACAGAAUAAGCUUCAGCAAUACAUGACAGUAACAGAUGAACAGCUGAUCUCUCUCACACAAGCAUUUAAAGGCCUCCCUUUGGUAGAACCCAGAAGAGAACAAAGUCCAAACCAUUUUGGAAUUGCAAGCAAAGGUCCAGUGAACGGCCAAGAGAAACCUGAUUUGAGCUAUUUUGAGCCUAGGGCUGAUGCAGGCGACAGGGAAGGUAUGCUGAAAUUCCCACAGGAAGAAGUUCCUUUUAAGUUUCUCCAGAGGUCAGGCGCUUCAGGUGGCGCGGGAGCUGGUAGAAGCUUGCCAUCCCACGUUUUCCAGCCAGCUGUGCUGUUGUCACCCCCCCGGCAGAAGAGCAGUCAGGAAUUAUCUCCCCUCCAGAACGUGUUUACAGCCAUUUCUCAGUCUCCUGAAAACAGCGAAAGAGAACCAUGCAAGGAAAGGAGCUCACCUUCCUCCCUGAGAACACAGAGCACAGUUGAGGAAAACCGUCUCAUCUCUCAAAGGCAACCAAUUCCUCCUGCAGACAAAGACCUGGGGAGUUCCCGUGAGAAAGCCAAUCUGUCCUGCCCAAGUGUCACUAGAAAAAACAGCACAGCUGAAGAGUUGUUUCAAAACGGUGAUCUGCUGGGACAGAUAGCUGAGCUCACGCGGCAGAACUCUCUGAUUAAAGCGCAGCUGAGCAAAUUCAGAGGCUUGUCUGAAGACACAAGUGACCGCGUACAUCAGCCAGACCCAGUACGAAAUGCAGGUUCUAGUCCAGACUCUGCACAAGGACAGACUCAUCUCGCGGUAUCGAAGAGCUUGGAGGAAAGAAUAGCAGAGCUGAAUCGCCAGAGUACAGAAGCACGUGAUAAACUGUUGCAGCUAAUAGACCAGCAGCAAUUAGCUGCUGCCGAUAUGGUCCCUCCAAUGACAUCUGUUCUGCCCCCAUCCCUAAAUUAUACUGAAAAUGCAAGGAGGACAAUCGAAGUGUCUAUUCCCGUCGCAGUUGCUAUGGACAGCUCCAAAGAAGAUAGUGUUUCCCCUGCCAGUAUGACCAGUAUAAGAAGGUCUGUAGGAGAGAGUAGCAAACCUUGUUCACCCCUAAGUGUCACAUCAGAAAGUGUGAGAUUAACUCCUGUCAGCCAAAGGCCAAAGGUGGAAAAGCCAAAAGAAGGCGGCUGGUUUGCAUUGUCAAUGCACGUUGUGUAA
This is a messenger RNA of Nipponia nippon (crested ibis), 2337 nucleotides long. NCBI's taxonomy places the organism in Eukaryota, Metazoa, Chordata, Aves, Pelecaniformes, Threskiornithidae. The record is from RefSeq and is a predicted model, not a curated record.